AUUUGUUUAUAGGGCAUGACAAUGCUAUACAAUGUUGCGCUUGCAUUAUUGAAGACAUCAAGAAAAGAUCUAACAGCAUUGGAUUUUGAAGGUACUCUCAAGUACUUCCGUGUAACCCUUCCAAAAAAAUAUCGCACAGAAGAAAAUGCCAGGGAAUUAUUGCAUCUAGCAGUCACAACUAAGUUGAGCUCAAAGAAAUUAAAGAAAUUUGAGAAGGAAUACCAGAGUAUGAAACAAAAGUUAAUUGAACAAGAGGAUCCGGUAAUGAGGCUUGAGCGUGAAAACAAAAGAUUAUUGGAAGCCAAUAUGAGAUUGGAACAAGAGAAUGAUGACUUAGCUCAUGAGCUGGUAACCAGUAAAAUAGCAUUACGUCAUGAUUUAGAUAAUGCUGAAGACAAGGCAGAUAGCUACAGUAAAGAGUUGGCAACAACAAAAGAACAGUUAUUGGAAACUGAAGAAGAACGAAACAGACUAGUGUCAGAAUUAGAACAGGUAAUCAAUUUUGUAGUCUCCUGA
Molecule: messenger RNA, 516 nt
Organism: Saccoglossus kowalevskii
Lineage: Eukaryota; Metazoa; Hemichordata; Enteropneusta; Harrimaniidae
Product: rab GTPase-activating protein 1-like
Biological process (GO): regulation of GTPase activity
Molecular function (GO): GTPase activator activity; small GTPase binding
Source: RefSeq, a predicted model, not a curated record